AUGAAUGAGUGUCCAAAUAAUACAACAACUUAUCUCCGAAUUUCAGCUUUUUCUACAUCUGAAUUGGGACAAUUUUUAAUUUAUGUUAAUGUUUUACUGAUUUAUCUGAUAACUGUAACAGGAAACUUUGUAAUCUUUAUAGUUAUCUGCUUGUUGCCCCAGUUACAUACACCAAUGUAUUUCUUCCUGAGUAAUCUUUCCAUGGCAGAUGUCAUCUAUGUAUCUAGCACUCUACCAAAACUUAUGUCUAUCAUUGCAACAAAAGACAACCGAGUUACUCUUCCCGCCUGCAUUACCCAGGUGUUCUUUUUUAUAACAACUGCCUUCUGUGAUAUCUUAAUUCUGACUUCCAUGUCUUAUGACCGCUAUGUAGCCAUUUGUAUUCCCUUGAACUAUUCUAUGAUCAUGAAUAGGAGAACAUAUGUGUUAAUGGCAGCUUUCACCUGGAUGAUAUCAUUUAUGAACGCACUAAUGCAUUCAUCGCUUGUAUCCACUUUAUCAUUUUGUUCUUCCAUCACAAUUGACCACUUCUUCUGUGACCUGAAUGCUUUAUAUGCAGUCACCACAAGUGACACUAGAAGCAGAAAAAUCCUUGUGAUAAUUGAGGAUAUAUUAUUUGGGUUUGUACCUUUCUCCCUUAUUGUUACCUCUUACGUUUUUAUUAUAUCCAGCAUACUGAAGAUUCGUUCUACUGAGGGACGUUUCAAAGCUUUCUCCAGCUGCACAUCUCACCUCACCACAGUAAUAUUAUUUUAUGGACCAAUCCUUUUCUUGUAUAUUAAACCAAAGUCUGUUGAUUCUAAAACACAGGACGGGAUUAUCUCUUUGCUCUAUGUGGCUGUCGUUCCAAUGUUGAACCCAUUUGUGUACACUUUAAGGAACAAAGAAUUUUUUGGAGCUUUAAAGAACAUGGCUAGAAUCAACAUGGCUACAAUAUUUUGUGCUCUAUAA
Molecule: messenger RNA, 951 nt
Organism: Bufo bufo (common toad)
Lineage: Eukaryota; Metazoa; Chordata; Amphibia; Anura; Bufonidae
Product: olfactory receptor 1-like
Exons: 1
Coding region: 1-951 (316 amino acids)
Biological process (GO): G protein-coupled receptor signaling pathway
Cellular component (GO): membrane
Molecular function (GO): G protein-coupled receptor activity; olfactory receptor activity
Source: RefSeq, a predicted model, not a curated record